Molecule: messenger RNA, 1337 nt
Organism: Brachypodium distachyon (stiff brome)
Lineage: Eukaryota; Viridiplantae; Streptophyta; Magnoliopsida; Poales; Poaceae
Product: psbP domain-containing protein 7, chloroplastic
Exons: 3
Coding region: 326-1201 (291 amino acids)
Biological process (GO): photosynthesis
Cellular component (GO): extrinsic component of membrane; photosystem II oxygen evolving complex; photosystem II
Molecular function (GO): calcium ion binding
Source: RefSeq, a predicted model, not a curated record
CGGUGUGCGCGUUUCCACCAGACUCCAUAGGCCAGCCAGCCAGCCAGCCAUCCGGAGCCGGAGCAGGACACGUACACAUUCCCCCGUUCCCCUAUCCCAGGUCGGUCUCGCCGGAAAGAUUCCAGCCGCAAGUCAAAUUCCUCCGCCCUCCCCUUUCUCCCGGUCUCGUGGCUCCUCCGGGCUCCGGCCACCGCGCUGCGACAAAAAAAACAACAACCAAAAGCCGAGCCACCCACCCACCCCACACCAACUGACGGAGCAGAAGAAGAACCCCAGCCAGCAGGCCAUCCAUUCCCACCCCGUUCGUCCUUCGUCCGGCCGGGAUAUGGAAACCACGGCCGCCGCCCGGGCGAGGCGGCACCCGGCGGCGCCGGCCGAGCGCGGCAGCAGCAGCUGCAGGCGGCGGCGCGGCGUGUCCGUGCGGUGCUCCUCCUCCGGCUCCUCCCCGGCGCAGGAGUUCGCGGCGCUGGCGUCGGUGUUCCGCCGCAGGCUGGUCGUGGGGGCCACCACGGCGGCGGCGGCAGCCGUGGGGGCCAACUUCGGCGGCGUCACCAGCUUCCUCCUCGGACUCUCGCCCGAGCUCGGCCGUUCGCUCCGCCUCGACGUGCUCUACCCCGUCGGCGGCUUCACCCGAUGCCUCGACUCCGACAACGGAUUCGAAUUUAUCUAUCCAGCAAACUGGGUUGGAGAUCAGACAAUACUAUACAAUCAAGUGAAGAAAGCAGAACUUCAGAGAUCACUAGACCCUCCGCCAUUGACAAAUGGGAGAUCACCAUCUCGACCUUCAAACAUCAGUGGACCUGUGGCAGCUUUUGGCCCUCCAGGAUCCAACGGGGAGCUCAAUGUCAGUGUCAUUGUCUCACCUGUCCCACAGGACUUCUCAAUUGAGGCCUUUGGAGGUCCGAAAGAUGUCGGGGAGGUGGUGCUUAGAAGGAUCGCAAGGACAAAGCGAAACCCGGACAUCAGCGCCACUCUCAUCGAUGCUGCCUUGAGAGAAGAUACCGUGACCAAUGUGAAAUACUACAAGCUAGAGUUUCGAGUCGAAAGCCCAUCUUUUCGACGGCAUAACGUCGCGGUGUGCUGCGUGAGGGAUGGCAAACUGUACACCUUGAAUGCGCAGGCACCGGAAUCGGCAUGGAGAGCAGUUCAGAACGAGUUCUUUGCGAUGGCGGAUUCCUUCAGUCUAGUGAUUGAUGUUUGAUCUUGUAGACACGCAGUUUUUGAGCCCUUGCUGCUCUAGUCUGUAACUUCCCAAGUUGAGAAGAGGAGAAAUGUAAUGUAAAUGUUCUUGUAUAAUAGUCUUCUUUUUACACAAAUGUCUGAAAUUUUCUUUUGCA